Messenger RNA from Tripterygium wilfordii, 1949 nucleotides. Its product is annotated as two-pore potassium channel 5. The record is from RefSeq and is a predicted model, not a curated record. Gene Ontology annotation, molecular function: potassium ion leak channel activity; calcium ion binding. The coding region runs from base 102 to 1316 and encodes 404 amino acids. Lineage: Eukaryota; Viridiplantae; Streptophyta; Magnoliopsida; Celastrales; Celastraceae. Gene Ontology annotation, biological process: stabilization of membrane potential; potassium ion transmembrane transport. The transcript has 3 exons. Gene Ontology annotation, cellular component: plant-type vacuole membrane.
ACAUCGAAAAUAAUUUUCUCGCUCCCUCUCAUCGAUCGUGUACUGAGAAGUGAAAACUAAUCAAUAUUUUCUUUUCCUUUUCUUUUCAGUAUUCCCAAUAGAUGGAAAAUGAGCCUUUUCUCGCCACCCAAACAGGACCAAGCACUCAACUGGAGCCCAUCCUCCAGGGUCCAUUCGCACUUCCUCAGUCCCUGUCCGCUCCAAUCCUCUUCCCGGAAAUCGAAUUCGUUCAUGAGCAUGAACAUGAACAUGAACAUCUUCGUCCACAGACACCCAAACAGCCUCAGAGUCGGUCCUCUUUUAAUUCCGGUGGUGCCCCGGUUAUGACCCGCAUGAAGAAGCCGGGUUCUCUCCGCCGUUCCAAGACCGCUCCAGCUAUGGUCGUCCUUCAGGACGUGAAAACGGAAGAUUCCCGAGACCCCAAGCCGCAGUCCGAAUCCGGUUCUAUUGUUAGACAAUCGUUUUUCUUGCUCGCAAUUUAUCUUAUUAUUGGUGUUUGUAUAUAUGCUUUAAAUACGGAUAAUUUCUCGGGUGUGGAGACCCACCCGGUUGUUGAUGCUCUCUACUUUUGUAUAGUCACUAUGUGCACAAUUGGGUACGGCGAUAUCACUCCAUUGACGCCGAGCACGAAAUUGUUCGCUUGUGUGUUUGUCUUGGUGGGUUUUGGGUUUAUUGAUAUUUUGUUAAGUGGGCUGGUGAAUUAUGCGCUUGAUAUGCAAGAGAGCAUGAUUUUGACUGGAAUACAAAUGAGUACCAAAGCCCACCAUGGAUUUUCUGCUACAAAUUACAUUGUGGAUGUUGAGAAAGGAAGGAUGAGGAUAAGAUUGAAGGUGGGUUUGGCACUCGGUUCUGUGGUUUUGUGUAUUGGAAUAGGAACUCUGGUGCUGUGUUUUUUGGAGGAUUUGAAUUGGAUUGAUUCGGUUUACUUGUCAGUCAUGUCUGUUACAACAGUUGGGUACGGAGACAGAGCCUUCAAUACCCUAACAGGGAGGCUAUUUGCAGGGCCUUGGCUUCUGUUUUCGACACUGGCGGUGGCACGGGCAUUCCUGUAUUUGGCUGAGGCCAGGAUUGAUAAGCGGCAAAGAAGAAUUGCUAAGUGGGUGUUGGAUAGGGAAAUCACUGUUGAGGAUUUGCUUAAGGCAGAUAUCAAUAACACAGGUUUUCUCAGUAAGUCGGAAUAUGUGAUCUUCAAGCUUAAAGAGAUGGGAAAAAUUGGGGAGAAAGAUAUAUUGCAGGUCUGCAACCAGUUCAACAAACUCGACCCCAACAACUCUGGGAAGAUAACAUUGGCUGAUCUUUUGGCAAGCCGCACAUGACAGGUUGAAGAAAAUUGAUUUACUUCAUGCGAAACAAGCUCACUAUGAUUCUGGGGGAAAGGGCUCUGCUAACAUUAUCCAACUGGAGAAUCCUAAUAUGACUGGCAUGUACAUAGUAUUCAUGUGAAAGGAGGUAGUCUAUUGAAAUUAAUAUCCAGCUAGCCUUUUCAAGUGGAGCUGUGUACAUUCAUUAAGGUGCAGAGUUAACAAGUCAAAUGAUACAUGCUUCGGACUAUACUGUUCCAAGAAGAGUUAACAUGAAUCAUUGAAAGAGAAUCUGUUGGUGAGAGAGGUAGGGGACCUUUCAAUUAGUUUUAUCAUUUCUUAAUCAAAUAUUCCAGAACAACUCCUACGGAAUGUCAUAUUUGCCUCUACCCUGUUUGUCAGUUCGUCCAUAAUUUUCUGACAGAGCUUGGUGGGCUUAGUUUAUGUGCAAAAUUGUCAUAUAAUAUACCUUGAUUUUGUUGAAUACAUCAUGCAAGCGAAUCGCUUCUGUAUUGUUUAUAAAACUGUCUUAGCAACUUGUUUAGGUAUUUCCUCAUUAAUCUGUACAUGACAGAGAGCAGUGUCAGCUAUGUCAAACAAUUUGUGUUCUGCUUAUCAUAAUAGAAAAUUCUGAAUUUCAAUAGAGUA